AUGGCUCAGUUACAAGUUACUGUUGUUGAAGCGAAAAAUUUAACAAAAAAAGAUACACUUAGUCAAAAUGAUCCGUUUGUUGAAAUUUAUCUUGAUAAUAAACAUUUAAAACAAAAAACAAAAACAAAACAAAAUUCGAAAACACCACAAUGGAAUCAAACAUUUGUUUUUAAUCAUUUAACUGGACAAGAUAUUCUUAAUGUUGAUGUUUAUGAUGAAGAUUCAGUUAAAGAUGAAAAAAUAGGUUCAAUUCAAAUUAAUUUACAUGAUUUAUAUAGAAAAGGUUUUAUUAGAAUAAUAAUCGAAAUCAAAGAUGGAUGUUUUAGUUUCUUUUUAGGUCAUAUUGAUGAAUGGUUUGAACUUGCAACCACGCCUCCUGCAAAUAUAGAAAAAAGAGAAUUUUUAUUUAAAGUUCUUGUUAUUGGCGAAUUAGCUACUGGAAAAACUGCACUCGUCAAACGUUAUGUUCAUAAUUUCUUCUCCGAACAUUAUCGAGCAACCAUCGGUGUUGAUUUUGCUUUAAAAAUUAUGAAAUAUGAUGAUGAUACAGUUAUUCGUCUUCAACUUUGGGAUAUUGCCGGUCAAGAACGAUUUGGUAAUAUGACUCGAGUAUAUUAUAAAGAAGCUGUGGGUUGUUUUAUUGUUUUUGAUGUUACACGUGGAUCAACUUUUGAAGCAGUUACUAAAUGGAAAACAGAUUUAGAUAAUAAAGUUCAAUUACCAGAUGGUAGUCCUGUGCCAUGUGUCCUACUUGCUAAUAAAUGUGAUUUGGUUAAAGAUGGUUUAGUUGAGAAUGCUCAACAAAUGGAUCAAUAUUGUGAAGAAACAGGUUUUGCUAAAUGGUUCCCAACAUCAGCAAAAGAGAAUAUUAAUAUUGAAACAUCUGCUCGAUUUCUUAUUAGUGAAAUUAUGAAACAUACUGAACAAAUACAACCACGUGCACCAUCUAAUUAUGCUCGUAGUAAUACACUUACUGUCGUUGAUAAACCAGAUAAAAAAGAAAAUACUGGACGUAAAUGUUGUGGUGGUGGUGGUGGUGCCGCUGAUUCAAAUGAUAGCAAAAGUUGA
Messenger RNA from Adineta steineri, 1068 nucleotides. The record is from the annotation of a GenBank genome assembly. Lineage: Eukaryota; Metazoa; Rotifera; Eurotatoria; Adinetida; Adinetidae.